GAAAGGCUAUUUUGUGUGCAAAUUGUAAACAUUGUAAAGAUAUUAGAUAAGUGCUAAUGAGGUUAUUCACUGUGCUUGAAGAUGUUACAGGAUAGGUACUGAUAAAAUAGUGAUAAUCAAGUGAAAGAAAAUUGGAUGUGACAUAUUAUUGAGUAUUAUAUGCUGAAAUUUUAUAUAUUCUUUUGUACUGACCUAAAAAGUGGUGGUUUUUUACGAGGAAAUUUAGAACUAUAACAUGAUGUUAUCUGAAACGAUGUACGCUGGAAUCGAUGAUUAUGGAGGGUAUUAUGAGGAGGAGGAUCCUUACACAUCACCUUAUGGUGAGGUGCCGAUAUGUGGUGCCCGGGCAAAUGUGAUGACGUACGACGACCAGAACAGGAAGUGGAUCCCAAGCGGGUCGUCUCCGGGCCUCUCCAAGGUCCAGAUCUACCAACACACUGUGAACAACACAUUCAGGGUUGUUGGGCGGAAACUUGCAGACCAUGAGGUGGUGAUAAACUGUGCAAUCCUGAAGAACCUCAAGUAUAACCAGGCCACACCCACCUUUCAUCAGUGGCGGGACAGCAGACACGUGUACGGGCUUAACUUCGCCAACAAAGAGGAUUCUGAGUCCUUCUCCAACGCCAUGAUGACCGCACUCGAGCUACUCAACAGUCAAGGACGCCCCACUGUAGGACCUCCACAACCCCCUACUGUUGGGCCCCCAGCAGGGUACCAGCAACCACCCCAGAUGGCGCCCCAGAUGGCACCCCAGAUGGCACCCCAGAUGGCACCGCAAAUGGCACAGCCACAGUUCAUACAACAACCGAACGGACCACAACCGCCAAAUGAGCCUGCAGAAAUGAGAAAACACAUCAGGCAUCCAUCAGGAGGAGCCCCUGCGCCUAUGGAGGCCCCGAAACCUUCAGCUGCCCCACCAGCACCUCCGCAAGCCCCCCAAGCCCCUCAGCCCCCACCCAUGGCUCCUGCUGCGGCCCCCACUCCACCUCCUGCACCUCCAGCCGCCCCACCUGCCGCUCCCCCAGCCCCGCCAGCCGGUGGUCCACCACCGGCCCCUCCAGCCCCACCAGCACCCCCCACGGGAGGCCCCCCUGCACCCCCUGCUCCACCCGGCGGUGGACCUCCACCCGCCCCUCCACCGCCUGCGGCCCCCACAGCUCCACCCUCAGGUGCUGGUGGUUUGGCUGCAGCCCUGGCCGGUGCUAAGCUGAAAAAAGUGUCUGCAGAGCCAGCAGCUGAUUCGGGUACAAGCAGUCGACCCCCUCCCUCUGGGGGAGGGGGUGGGGGUGGUGGUCUGAUGGCUGAGCUCAGCAAGAGGCUUAGAAAAACACAGAAUACGGACACUGUUGGUGGUGCUGGGUCCUCUGUAAGGACUGUCAGCCCGUCCCCACCCCAGGACAGAAACCCCGCCCCUGCCCGCCUGGAGAAAACCACAACCAAUGGGAACAAACCAAACGGAAUGCCAUCUCCUGUUUUCAAUAGAAGAAAUAGUGAGAAAUUUGGCGGUGUUAAGAAAUUUGGUACACUCCCAGCACGAAUGAAUGGUUCUCCAGCUAUACACAGGAGGGCGGAUUCAAUAAAGAGUAACCAGCUAGAAGGGACCAGUAACUCGACUAGCGAAGGCAGUACAAUCUCGAGUUCCGAGCUGGAAUCUCUCAAACAGGAGAUACUUACAGAAAUGAGAAAAGAAAUCAGUAAAAUGAAACAAGAAAUUUUAGAAGCUAUACGAGACUCGGCCAGAUAGGAAAGCAACAUACAACGGUGAGAUGACCAUGAUAACUUACAGUACUGGAAGUUCUUACUGGUCAGAUGGGAGUGUUAGGUCACGUCCACUUCCUGAGAACUGUGAAACAAAUGUCUUCCAGAUGUGCUUGGAAACUGAACAAAGUUUGAAUUGAUUGCCAAAGGGCUUAUCAGCCUUCUUAUUUCAUUUGUGAAUAGACUCUUUUUGCUAAUCAGCCAUUUUUUACAUAUGCAAAUUAGCCCUUUUGGCACCAAUAGGGCCUUUUGGUACCAAUAGGCACUUUGGGCAGCAAUAGGUUCUUUUGGCACCAAUUGGCUCUUUUGUCACCAGUUGGCACUAUUAGUGGCAAUAGACUCUUUUGAUAGCAAUAGGUCUUCUUGGUACCAAUGAGCUCUUUUGGCGGCAAUAGGCCCUUUUGGCACCUAUAGGCACUAUUAGCAACAAAAGGCUCUUUUGGCACUCAUAGGCCCUUGUUGGCACUUAUAGGCCCUUUUGGCAACCAUUAAAUGUAAAGUAUCAAUAUAUUCUGCGAAUCUUUCAGAGAAUAACCUGUUCCCUACAGAAUUAUCAUAUCAAAUCUACUGAUAUUUUAAAGGUGCAUGUUCUUUUGCAAUUAUAAUGUUGAAAAACUUGUGUACAUUUAUUGGCUCUGUAUUAAAAUGGUUACGAUUAGCAGUUAUAAUGCUAUUUAUGUACAUGUAUACAACUCGUUCCUAAUAAAUUAAAUAUGAAUUUAUUUUAUGUAAUCCAAAAAUAAAUAUGCAUAAUUUUGUGAAAUAUAUAUUUGUUUAUACUGCAUUACAUAUAACUAAACUUUAGCCAGUAUCGGAUCUUUAGUGACAUUGCUCAUUUUGUCUAAACCAUGAGAAAGACUUUGUUAAUAUCUUAUAUUUCAUUUACGCCUCACGGCUCUAACUUGUUAGAUAUUUUGUUUUUCAUCCUUGUGUUUUUGUUACUGUUUUUAGAUGAAUGUCCUUCAUUCCCUCAUCGACAAAUUAUUCAUCUACGAGAAGUUUCAGUGAUUUCAUCUUUUUAUUAUAUCUUUUUGCAAUUUCUUUUUGAAAUGUCUGAGGCAAGAAUUUGUAGAUUUUAUUAUGUUUAAGUGCUUAUUCUUUUUGUGCAAUUCAGUGUGAAGUAUGUUUUUGAGACUUUUGUUCAAAAUAGUAGAUUGGCCAAUUAUAAGGUACUGUCCAACCCUGUUGGCUAGAACUCCCAUGGACAGACGAAAAUACCUCGAGCCUCGAGAAAUUUGACCAAAGGGGAAAUGCUUACCUUCAGUAGAAAGAAAUCAGUCCUUUACAUCCAGUUCGAGCAAACGAGGAAAUCAAGCCAAGAGAGUUCGAGAUAACAGGGUUCGACUGUAUGUCACUACAUUCUUAGUGGCAUUGUAAGUGAAUGGCGAUGAUGCAUGUAUGAUCAAACACAUUGCGCCGAUUGCUCACAACUUUGUUGGAACUGACAACGUGAUUAAUGACACCGUUGUUUAAUUUUACACGUGAAUGAUUCGAUAAUGUGCUCACAUAUUUGAAUGUAAACAAGUACAGCUGAAACAGUUGUCUCAAAUCUUGUUAGAAAUACAGCAUAUCACGAGUGUAUCAAUGCAACUUUCAGAGCAGUUACGAUUUGUAAGUUAAACAAAGAUGACGGUAACAACUUUGUGAACUUCAGCAAUGUUUUGAAAAAUUUGCUCAUUUUUAGCUUGUCUGUUCUUUUGAAGGAAAAACUUGUAGUAUUGUCAUAGCUUGAGUGUCAUUGGCACUGUUAUUGAAAACCCCCCAGAAAGAUUGGCCAUUUCUCUAUUUCACUUCAUUAUGUUCACAUGAAGCUUGGUAGCCAUCUAUAACCAGUGCCAAUAUGUAUGUUUGUAGCAAGGCCCAUGACUUAGGCUUGAAAAGUGUUUAUUAAACAAGGGAAAUCGCAGGGUCGAGUCCAGUAGCCUAUUUUUUUUUUUUUAAUAUGUGUUGGACAAGGCCAACACCAAAUUAAUGAGGGUACAAGACAACAAACAAUAAACAAAUGUAAAAAUAUAGUUAGGCCAAAAAAUGAUUUAAGUUACCAGUCACUUACAUCUCAAACUGACCUAAAUCAGCAUAUGUCACUAUUGUAGGAAAUUUUAAAAAUAAAAUAGUCAAAUUUUAUCAUGUCCAGUCAACUAAAAUGCCCACUUUUAAGGAAAUUACAAAAAAAGAUCCCCAUAACAGCAAAAUAAUGAAGGGUUGGAGGAAAAGAAUAGAGUGGGUCGAGUUCGUGGAAGCAAAAUAUUAUUUUCUAAGCCGUAUAGGUAUAUGUUUUAGUAUACUCCUUCAUGCAUCGAGAAAUACAGAUGAGCAUUGGCAACCACUUGCAGUGCUCUUGUCUUUCCUCUCUGAUGUAAUGUCAUGUUAAAUCAAAGGGCAUUGUACCUUUCAGCUGGUCUGACUGAAAUUGGUUGUGCAUGCUGUUUAUACAAAUAAGUAUCGUUUCCGAGUUCAGUUGAUGUUGUUGUAAAGAUGAUGGAAUAAUAAUCAAUAAACAAAUAUGAACAUAAUACAUCAACAAGCGUAUGACCAAAUAACAUCAGGAAAAAACAAUUUAAGUUUUUGAUUGCUUAAGAUCACUUAUUGAAUUAGAAGUGUUAUUCGCCCAUUUGACUAGCUUUGUCUUAUGUAACCAAUAAAACAAGUUGUUUCGAAAUUAAUAAUAUACUGCUUGGCAGAUUAGGGGUGUUUGCAAAGGUGAUCAUACAAAGCAAUUACUGGUAAGAGAGUCCCUACAAUUAUACCUGCUUAUACGCUAAGAACAGGUACUUUCAAGGUUACCACUUUUACAGGAGAAAUACAUGUAGAAAACAGCAUUAUUUUAUGCUUGAGUCUUAACCUAUGUUGGCUGUAUUGACUAUGGUAAGGUACAUAUAUACGAUUCCCCUUCCCCCACUCGCUCACACCAAUAUACCAUUUCUGAUCCAAAUGGCCACCUACUGUCUUAACAUUAUUUGGUAUAUGAGUGACAGCAUAAAAGAUUGAUAGAACUAAUGUCAAUACGUACUUUCUAAUAACUAUACAAUGUUUAAUGAAUUCAUGUUUGUUUUCGAUCAAAUCACCUUCAUGCCUUCACAUGUUAUGUAAUGUGCUCACAAAACAGUAGUUAACUAUAAACAUAUUUUAUUAGAUUUUUCUAGCACUUUCUCUUGAUUUGCCUUUGCAAAAGGUAACCUUUUGUAGUUUUACUAGCAAAGGUCAUUAUCUCACCCCUUAACCGAGAUAUAUUCAUGGCUGUAUCAUAUUGAUAUUGAGCCGAAUUCAGUUACAUACUUUUUGCAGGUUGAUGUUUGGUCAGCCCUUGAUAUAAAAUGCAUUUUAUUGUAGAUGAUGUCACUUCUGCAGUUAAAAAUGUUAUAAUGUUAUGCACAGUAUUAUUGUAGAAAAAAAUAUCUUAAAUAGUUUACAAAAAGAGAUGGUUGAAAAUUUCAGUCACCAGCACCUGCACAUGUACAUUUACAUUUGUUUAAAACAAAUGUACUGGUACUAAGGGAAUCUCAUAGCAUACUUUUGAAUAUUUUUUCUCUGUUUUAUAUUAACAAUUUUGAUUCUUUUCCCACAUCUGAUUUUAUUAGAAGAGCCAAUCAUUACACAAACAUGCAUGCAUUUUUUCUUUCUCUUUCUUAAGUGUUCAACAAACAUGCAUCAUUUAAAGGUGUACAUAAUUGUUAAACUUUUCCCACUUAACUUAUGCUGAAUGUUUAGAUUAUACUUCUACGUUGAAUGGGUACUUUAAAAAUAAUAAUAAUACAUGUUUUUCAUUCAUAAUUGAGGAGCAGAGCCAUUUUUUUUCAGUUUUGAAAAUCAUCAGUCCUCUUCUUAAAUGUAAUCGAUCAUGUACAAUCAGUUGGAAAGUAUAUCUCCUGCGUAAUGUCGGAAAAAAAUGUCUUGUUUAAUAUAUCAAACUUGGCUACAGAAAAUAAGAUCAAAUAAAUAAUACAUCUGCAGCCAUUCUGCAGCCAUUUGUAUAAAAAUUUAUAAGUUGUCCACUGAUGAUCAUUAGGCUAAUUGACUCAUUAAAAUUAUUUGAUUGUUAGUAGUUAUGAUUGGAUAACUAUUGACCAAUCAAUGAACACCUUGGAAAGCUUUAAGCUAGCCUAAAACUAGAUGCCAAUUUUAUAAAACUGGUUGAGUUUUUAUUGAAAUGUACUGAAUUUUUCAUUCAAAUAUAGUGAAUUUUUCUUUCAAGUGUACUGAAUUUUUCAUUGAAAUGUUCUGAAAUUUUCAUUCUUCUGAGUUUUUUCAUUGAAAUUUUCUGGGGUUUUCAUUGAAGUAUACUGAUUUUUUCCAUUUAAAUGAUUGUACAUGAAUAUGUUUUUCUUUUACAAUUAUCGUGCAUUUAAUGUAGACACCUUUUAUGUUUUCUCUUCCUGUAUUGUACAUAGAUGGAUAAAUGUAUAUUAUGAUUUAUAAAGCUUGGCCAUUAUAAUUAUUAUCAUCUCUAUUAAUGUACAAUAAACUUACAAUUUUGUA
Molecule: messenger RNA, 6234 nt
Organism: Mya arenaria
Lineage: Eukaryota; Metazoa; Mollusca; Bivalvia; Myida; Myidae
Product: protein enabled homolog
Exons: 13
Coding region: 236-1744 (502 amino acids)
Molecular function (GO): SH3 domain binding
Source: RefSeq, a predicted model, not a curated record